Messenger RNA from Syngnathoides biaculeatus (alligator pipefish), 1053 nucleotides. It is a transcript of the gene npm3, whose product is annotated as nucleophosmin/nucleoplasmin, 3. Gene Ontology annotation, molecular function: chromatin binding; histone binding; RNA binding. Gene Ontology annotation, biological process: chromatin remodeling. Gene Ontology annotation, cellular component: nucleoplasm; cytoplasm; nucleolus. Lineage: Eukaryota; Metazoa; Chordata; Actinopteri; Syngnathiformes; Syngnathidae. The coding region runs from base 141 to 626 and encodes 161 amino acids. The transcript has 5 exons. The record is from RefSeq and is a predicted model, not a curated record.
GGGAGCCAGGAAACGUGGCGCGCGCAAAUGACGUCACACCACGCUACAACCCGGCGACGUUUUUGGUGUCCCGAGAAAGGUCCAUUUGGCUCAACGUGUUGUCAACACAUCACUUUUCGUCGCGUCCUCCCACCGGUAGAAUGUCUUUCACAGACGAAGAAUCAUCAGAUGCCGGCCUUGCGGGUCAAACGAAGCUGGAGAGCUUCCUGUUCAGUUGUGAGCUCUCCUCCAAAGUUCCCUUCUACUGCUUCCAAGGAGACGAAGACGACGACCAGGAGCACUUCAUUGAGCUCCGAACGGUAUGUCUAGGGGAAGGUGCCCAGGAGGAGAAUAACGUGGUGGAAGUAACAGCCUUGAACCACCAAGGAAAGACAACUUCAGUGCCCAUUGCAAACCUUCAUAUCAACUGCUUGCCAAUGGUGAGCUUGGGUGAAUAUGAGCUAAAAGCACCAGUGACGAUCCGCUUGAAGGCUGGCUCAGGACCAGUGACCAUCAGCGGCUUGCACCUUAUUGCUUCAGAGGUUGAAGAAUCGGACUUUGAGGAAGAGGAUGACGAAGAUGAGGAUGACAUGGAGGAAGAAGAGAUCAGUCCCGUCAAACCAGCGAAGAAGAAGAAGCUGCAGUAGCCCUUGUGUUGGAGGGAGAUGGUGUGUGUCCCCCCCCCCCCGAUCCGUUUCAGGAAAUAAUUCAUGGACGCUGUCGACCACGUUGGCACAGGACAUUUCCAAACACCCAUAUCAGUUAGUUAUAUUAAAGAUACUGCUCGGAUCAAUCACCCUCAUUCACCGAGUCUCUCAUUGACAGCACAGGACUGAAGUGUUUUUUGCUAUCAAAUGUUGCCUCUUGGUUUUUGUUGUAUAUAAACAGUACGUCACCAACAGUGAUGAGAUGGCUGUUCUAAUUCAGUAUUUUAAAAAAUUAAAAAUGUCAUCUUCGUUUGCGUGUCACAGUAAGGGACCUGAGAUCAUUGACUUUUUCUCAGUCACAAACAUUUUGUAGAUGCAAAUGUUUUUCAACAUAAAAUGUUAAAUAAAGUUUUGUAUUCAUAAAGAA